CUCCUCCUCGCAAUAACAGCCAACCAUCUGGACCCCCUCUCCUCUCCUCUCCUCUCAUUGCUUUAUCGCCAUUUUUAUUCUACAGGCAAUUGUGGAGCUUAUAGCUGCCCAGCUAGUUGCAUACAGUACGAAGAAAGCGACAUUCUCAGCUGCACUUACAUGGCGGUGCUUCCAUGAAAGUCGCGAGCUUAGCGGAAGUUCAUACAAGGAAAAGAGGUUUCAAAUUUUCAAUUGCACCCGCCGGAUUGGUCGGAAUGGAGAGAGGAGAGCUUGAGACUGAAAGGAGAAUCGGGACGGUUAAAGCAGCUAUCGGUUUGUUUGGAGAGAGAUUUGCUGAAGCCAAUUCCGCACUGAAGAAAUCCCGAAUUGGUUCCUCGGAGAGGCGGCUUUCGAGAUCUGGAGAGCUUCAUCAGGCAAGGAUGGACAUUGGUCGGUUCAGUCAGAGCAGAAGAAUUGCGGACUCCAUAAAAGCUGAAGCGGAAUCUGAACUUUCUGGCGCAAAGCAGGCAGCGAUAGAUCUGACUUCAAGGAUUAAAGAAUUUAAUUCGAAAGCGCAUGAAAAGAUCCACGACCUGGAAAGGAUGAAGAAGCCUGGAAUGGGUGACAACGAAUCUGCAUCUGCGGUUAGGAAAAUUAAGCAUUAUCAGUAUGCGGAAGUGAUGAGAGAAUUGAAGCGCGCAAAGCAGGAACUGAGCAAGCUCAAGCUCGACUUGGCCUCUGUUCUGGAAGAGAAAAUUCGAGCCGACGAGGAAAGCGAAGACUCGUGUACAAAAAUCUCCUCUUAUACGCGCUCUGCAGAGGCGCUAAGGACAGAGAUUGAAGCAGCCAACGAAGAGCAAGUGUUGGUAGAGUUGGCACGAAUUGAGGCCAUUAAAGAAUUAAAAGCCACUGAAGCUCAAAGACAGGAAGAAGCGAACCAGUUCUCAAGGGCAAUGGAGAACGCCAAAAAGAAAAUAAAUGAUGCCCUUGAAGAAAUUGACAAUGCAAAGGAGCUCGAAAUGAAAUUGGCCAUUACAACGUCCGAUGUCAAUGCGCUGCAGAAUGAACUAAAGCUGGUUAAGGAAAUGGAUAGAAGCGUUCAAAGAGAUGAGAGCAAAGGACAACAGUUGUACUCUCCUUUACAGUUGGAGCUAAUCAAGGAAGAAUUGGAAACAAAGACGAAAGAAUUAGCGUCCAUCAAGGAAGAAGGUUUCCAGUUAAUGGCUUCGAUGGACAGCAUAAGAAACGAGCUCAAGAAUGUCUCACAAGAAGCAGCUAGGUUGAAGAAAACAGCAGGCAAGGCAGAUCUUAGCGUUCAAAAUCUCAAUUCCAAGCUUCUUAGGGCAAAAGCCAAACUGGAAGCUCUUUCUGCUGCAGAGGAAAAGGCCAAAACAAUUGCUUCCAAUCUAUCGCUCACGCUUGAACAACUGAGAACCGACACCGAGGCAGCCAAAAAGGAGAGGGAGCUUAUUACUGCGGAAACAGAGAAGAUAAGAGGUGAGGUCCAGAAGAACGAGUCUGAGAUUGACUUAGCUGAGGCAAAGCUAGAGGCCGCAAUGCAAGAACUUGAAGAUGCUAAGUCAUCAGAAGAAAUGGCUCUUGAAAAAUUAAAAGAUCUCGUGGAGAAUAUAAUUAGAACUAGGGCUUCGGCAUCUCAGAAGAGUUCAACAAUAACCAUCUCGAGAUUUGAAUAUGAGUACUUGACGGGACGAGCAGUUGGGGCCAAAGAAAUUGCAGAUAAGAAGGUUGCGGCGGCUCAGGCGUGGGUUGAGGCUAUAAAGGCAAACGAGAAGAAUAUACUAAUGAAAACAGAGAUGGCUGUGAGAAAAAUCAGAGAGCUAAAGGUAGUGGAAGGGGAAGAAACAUACAGAACACAGAAGUCACUUUCUGCAAAGAGCGUGGUUGAGAAGAAGUUAGAGAAAUGGAAGGAAAAACCUGAGAAAAACUCACAACCGGAAAGCUGGAAGCUUGAGGGGGCAUUGUCUAGAAGAUCCAGGAGGGAGAAUGGCAGCUUAACACCAGCAGGAAGAGUCAAAUUUCGAAAAUCUGCAUCACCUGCCAUUCGAAAAUCUGCAUCAGGCUCUUUUACAGUCAAGAGGAGACGAAAGAUAAUGCCAAAGCUGGCCAAGUUUUUCAAUAGCAGGACCAUUGAGAUGGGUGCUUGAGGUUUUUUUAAAGAUUUGCAGUUUGCAACACUCAAUCCACAUGUUCCAACGGCAAUUCAGUUCCAGUUGUAAUCCAUAAGGUACACCGCUGAAGUGAUUUAUUUAACCAAAACGGUUUGGUUUCUCUU
Molecule: messenger RNA, 2272 nt
Organism: Diospyros lotus (date-plum)
Lineage: Eukaryota; Viridiplantae; Streptophyta; Magnoliopsida; Ericales; Ebenaceae
Product: protein PLASTID MOVEMENT IMPAIRED 2
Exons: 3
Coding region: 174-2144 (656 amino acids)
Source: RefSeq, a predicted model, not a curated record